Molecule: messenger RNA, 1648 nt
Organism: Penicillium brasilianum
Lineage: Eukaryota; Fungi; Ascomycota; Eurotiomycetes; Eurotiales; Aspergillaceae
Source: the annotation of a GenBank genome assembly
GUCUUUGACUCCCCAAAAGGGUUUAGACCCAUCGCGGCCAAUUUUUUGAUUGAACCCGCAUUUCAUUCCCCAUGCUUAUGAUGAUAACGACCCUGACGCUGCUCUCCUAGGGAUUUUGGUGCUUCCCCUGGCCAUUGGCAACUUUCUGCUGUCCUCUUUAGCUGCACUCGACAUCGCUGUGCAAGUAUGAAUCAAUAGCACCCUCUCAGUUGACCCAAAUACCUCACUUAUAUCCUCCUCUCGCUCCCUCGGUCGCGAUGCCACUAUCAGCGUCGAACGUCCGGCUGUUCCGCCGCGCGCAACUGCUUCAAUGCUGCCACCACGCCCGAUCCCCCAUUAAUAGCCGAUACCAUGGCCGGCUAUCCGGCUCUUUGGCUUCUCAAUUGAACUCGAUCAAGCCAACGGGCUCUUCCUCUCCUUUACACCUUCGCAGUGCGAAGUCGUUGGCGAUUAUACCGAGGCAAGAUUACUCUACGACGACAAGCACACCAAUUGCGGCCGACUCGAAAGAACCCAAUCCUGCGACUCAUUAUGUGCCGCCUCAGACGGGCUUGAUUGCCUCGCUGCCCAAGUCUUGGAUCCCUUAUGCCGAGCUAGUUCGCCUGGACAAGCCCACGGGCACAUACUAUCUCUUCUUCCCUACCCUCUUCUCCACCCUUCUUGCCGCCCCGAUGGCCGGCGUGGAACCUCUCCAAGUCCUAGGCACCGUUGGGCUCUUCUUCACGGGCGCCCUGAUCAUGCGUGGUGCAGGUUGUGCAAUUAACGAUCUGUGGGACCGGAAUCUGGACCCUCAUGUGGAACGCACCAAGUUCCGACCCAUUGCCCGCGGGGCCCUCUCACCGCGGAACGCAGUGCUGUUCACGGGCAGUCAGCUACUGGCGGGGCUCGGAAUCCUCCUUCAAUUCCCCUCCCAAUGCCUUUGGUACGGCAUUCCUAGUUUGCCGAUCGUGGUGGCUUACCCCCUGGCCAAGCGAGUCACCAACUACCCACAGGUCGUCCUGGGUCUCGCGUUCUCGUGGGGCGCGAUCAUGGGCUUCCCGGCGCUGGGGGUCGAUUUACUCGCUAAUCAUGACGCCCUGAUGGCAUCGGCAGCCCUAUAUACCAGUUGCAUUUCUUGGGUGGUCCUGUACGAUAUGAUCUACGCGCAUAUGGAUAUCAAGGAUGAUGUCGCGGCUGGAAUCAAAUCCAUCGCUCUGCGUCACGAACACAACACCAAGACUGUCCUCUCCGGGCUGGCAGUGGCUCAAGUAUCCCUUCUGGGUGCUGCGGGUAUUGCUGCGGGCUGUGGGCCGGUCUUCUUCGUUGGCAGCUGUGGCAGUGCCAUUCUGUCCUUGGGCCUGAUGAUUUGGAAGGUUCAGCUCAAGAGCGUUCAGAACUGCUGGUGGUGGUUCAAGAAUGGCUGUCUCUUGACAGGUGGUGGCAUCAGCUUGGGCCUUCUUGGCGAAUAUUGUGCACAGUACUUUGGAUUGUAUGAUAAAGACGGGGAUAAAGAAGGGCCUGUGAAGUCCGAGUAAACACGCUGUAUACUAGAGAAUGUACGAUUAAAAAGAUAUUGCAACGGUCCGAUUGCCCCUCGCUUUCAAUUCCAUUUUUCGCCUGUCGCAGUCAUUUAUAGUGAUUACCCAAGUACUUUUUGAGAUUUACCUAG